UGCAGAAUAAAAAAUAAUUUUUGUAAAGACUUCAGUACAAGCCCACUACCUUCCUGCAGCUUUAUACGAAAAUCCCUCUGCAGGCUUCAAUCCAGGUCCCACCCACUAAUCCAGCAAUUCGUAGCCUAUUCGUCGGGUCUGCCUUGAGCAGAGUGAUGGAUUGCACGCGGCCAUCGCCGGAGUUGCAGGAAAAAUCGCUGCUUUUUGCGGCGGCGACGAUGGCCGGCGUUCUUCUUUCUCUGUUAACUCCGGCGACCGCCGCCGUCGCCUACGACCACAAGGUGAUUAUAAUAAAUGGGCAGCGGAGGAUUCUCUUCUCCGGCUCCAUUCACUACCCGAGAAGCUCUCCAGAGAUGUGGGCGGAUCUUAUAGGGAAGGCUAAAGAUGGAGGGCUGGACGUUAUACAAACCUAUGUGUUCUGGAACGGCCAUGAACCCUCUCCUGGACAGUAUUAUUUUGAGGACAUGAUAUAUCUGGUUCGAUUUAUCAAAGCAGUUCAGGCAGGUGUCUACCGUCACCUCCGCAUGCCCUACAUCUGCGCUGAGUGGAACUUUGGGUCAAGCAGAGGAUUUCCAGUUUGGCUAAAAUAUGUUCCGGGGAUCAAAUUUCGAACUGAUAAUGAACCUUUCAAGGCUGCCAUGAAGAAUUUCACUGUAAAGAUUGUCUCCAUGAUGAAGUCUGAAGGACUAUUCGAGUGGCAAGGUGGCCCCAUCAUUCUCUGUCAGAUUGAGAAUGAAUUUGGACCAUUAGAGUGGGAUCAAGGCGAACCGGCAAAGGCCUAUGCGGCUUGGGCUGCACAGAUGGCUACAGGACUCGACACAGGUGUCCCAUGGAUCAUGUGUAAAGAAGAUGAUGCUCCUGAUCCUAUUAUCAAUACCUGGAAUGGGUUUUAUGGUGAUUAUUUCAGUCCAAAUCAACCUUACAAGCCCACCAUGUUUACAGAAGCUUGGACUGGCUGGUUCACAGGGUUUGGAGGUCCAGUGCCACACCGGCCUGUUGAGGACUUGGCUUUUUCCAUAGCAAAGUUUAUACAAAAAGGAGGCUCUUUUGCUAACUACUAUAUGUACCAUGGAGGAACAAACUUUGGCCGCACAGCUGGUGGCCCUUUCAUAGCAACUAGCUAUGACUAUGAUGCCCCAAUUGAUGAAUUUGGACUUUUGAGACAACCAAAAUGGGGUCAUUUGAAGGAUUUGCACAGAGCAAUUAAAUUGAGUGAAACAGCUUUGAUUUCUGGUGAUCCUAUUGUGAAGACACUUGGAAAUUCUCAAGAGUCACAUGUUUUCAGGUCAAAUUCUGGAGAUUGUGCGGCUUUUCUUGCCAAUUAUGAUACUCAAUUUUAUGGCAAGGUUACUUUUAAUGGACUGCAUUAUGAUCUUCCACCAUGGUCCAUUAGCAUCCUUCCAGAUUGCAAAACCACAAUUUUCAAUACUGCCAAGGUGGGAGCUCAGACCUCACUGAUGAAAAUGAAUCCUGUUGGAAACUUCUCUUGGCUAUCAUACAGUGAUGACAUCAAUUUUGAUGAUGAUAAGUCAUUCACCUUCGUGGGAUUAUUGGAGCAACUAAAUGUAACUAGAGAUAGUACUGACUACUUAUGGUACAGGACAAAUGUUGACAUUGCUGAAAACGAAAGCUUUUUGAAGAGUGGAGCCUAUCCAGUUCUAACUGUGAUGUCUGCAGGUCACUCUUUAAACGUGUUCAUCAAUGGGCAGCUAGCAGGCUCGGCUUAUGCUGGUUUGCAGGAUCCAAGACUCACAUAUUCUGGAAGUGUGAAGUUGUGGGCGGGCAACAACAUAAUUUCUAUCUUAAGUGCAUCAGUUGGUCUUCCCAAUGUUGGAGAGCAUUUUGAGUCUUGGAAUAUUGGGGUUCUUGGUCCAGUCACUUUAAAUGGUCUCAAUGAAGGAAGGAGAGAUCUUACGUCGCAGACAUGGACCUACCAGAUUGGUUUGAAAGGAGAAGCUCUAAAUCUUCACACUCUUAGUGGUAGCUCUUCAGUCGAGUGGGGAGAAUUACUCCCAAAACAACCAUUAACAUGGUACAAGGCCUUUUUCAAUGCACCAGAGGGAAAUGAUCCAUUGGCUAUUGAUAUGAUUAGUAUGGGAAAGGGGCAACUGUGGAUAAAUGGGCAAAGCAUAGGUAGAUAUUGGCCUGGUUAUAUUGCAACUGGCGAUUGCAGUCCAUGCGACUAUCGCGGAGAAUUCAAUGAGACCAAGUGCCAAAGCAAUUGUGGAGCACCCUCUCAAAGAUGGUACCAUGUUCCUCGCUCAUGGCUAAACCCAACAGGCAAUUUGAUGGUCUUGUUUGAAGAAUGGGGUGGAGAUCCGACUGGUAUUUCCAUGGCAACUAGGAAUGUAGGAAGUAUUUGUGCUCAUGUGUCUGAAUGGCAGCCAUCCAUGAUUAGUUGGCGUACUAAAGACUAUAAGAAUCCAAAGGUCCAUCUAUCUUGUGAGCAAGGAAAGAGGAUGACGACUAUAAAGUUUGCCAGUUUUGGGAAUCCUCAAGGAGCCUGCGGUAAUUACUCAGUUGGAAACUGCCAUGCCAAUAAAUCCUACGACGUGUUUGUAAAGAAAUGCCUAGGACAGCAACUGUGCUCAGUGGCAGUUAUUUCUGAAGUUUUUGGAGGAGACCCAUGCCCAGGUGUAUUGAAAGCUUCUGCAGUGGAGGCCAUUUGUGAAUAAGGCCAUUAUGGCUACAUAUACUAAACAAAAUAAGGUCUGAAUUUCACCUUUAUCUCUUAUGAACAUACACAAUUCAGUACAGAUUUCUAAAAUCUAAGAUUCAAAGAAAUAUUAGUACAGCUUCCGGAAGCGAAGUCAUGGUUUGCAAAAGAUGAUCACAGGUUGUAAAUACAUUAUUUUGUUAUCGUAAGUAAUCGAAAUGCUUAA
Molecule: messenger RNA, 2882 nt
Organism: Dendrobium catenatum
Lineage: Eukaryota; Viridiplantae; Streptophyta; Magnoliopsida; Asparagales; Orchidaceae
Product: beta-galactosidase 2
Biological process (GO): carbohydrate metabolic process
Cellular component (GO): cell wall; vacuole
Molecular function (GO): carbohydrate binding; beta-galactosidase activity
Source: RefSeq, a predicted model, not a curated record